UUGGCCUUUGAAGAUUUGACCCAAUAGGCUAUCAGAAUUAAGUGAUGAUGCAAGUGGAGAUUAUUCAAGCAGUCAUAGUCGAAGCGGGGAGACAUUUUUGGUGUCGGACUCUCCCCCGUGCAUUGAAGGAACCAAGUUAAUUGCAUGACUCUGCUACAAAUUUAAACCUGAAUAAAGUUGAAUGUUGACAACGGAUCUAUUUGGCUACCAAGAUGGACGUAUUUAGUUCUUUCUUCGCUGCUCUGGUGGGUUGCCUUCUGUUCAGCGAGUGUCACACACAAGAGCGUCCUUGCGACGAGGGGCGUAAUCCCUGCAUGAAUGGAGGCUUCUGUUUUUCACUGGACGGUGUGACACCAAUGUGCGGAUGUGUUGGUGACUACAUCGGAACUCAUUGCAAUUAUGUCCACCCCUGCUCAGACAGUGUCAACCCCUGCUUGAACGGUGCCACCUGCACACCCUCCAUGGGCGACCUCUCUGCAGUGUGCACCUGUGCCACAGAUUUCAGCGGGAAGCACUGCGAAAAAGAAAAUCCUUGUCGAGAAGGGCUCAACCCAUGUUUGAAUGGUGCAACAUGCUCUGAGUUGAAUUCUGAAGCAGUGUGCGAAUGUGCAGAUGGUUUUGUUGGCGCCUUCUGUGAGAAUGUUGCCCAGUGUCCAGACAGCAACAACACUUGUGACAAUGGUGCGACGUGUUUAGUGGUAAAUUCAGCCACUGUUUGUGUUUGCCCAAGAGGUUAUGUUGGAGACAAUUGCCAAAGACCUCACCCCUGUUCUGAGGGACUCAAUCCAUGUUUGAAUGAUGGUGACUGUUUCUCCACUGAUGAUGUGACUGCGUUAUGUUCGUGCAUGAAUGGUUUCACAGGAGUAUAUUGUGAACAAGCAUCUCCCUGCCGUGACAGCAUCAAUCCAUGCUUGAACGGAGCCACCUGCGUGGAAGAAAAUUCAGCAGCACUGUGCAUCUGUCCAGAAGGCUUCAUCGGAGAUAUCUGCCAAAGAGUUCAUCCUUGUGCACUGAGAUCAGUAGCAUGUAUGAAUGGCGGAUCGUGCUUUGCAGCCGAGGAUGGCACAAACGUCCACUGCAUCUGUGUUGAUGGCUUUACUGGAGUGCGCUGUGAACAAGCUUCACCCUGCCAUGUCAGCAUCAAUCCCUGUGCCAACGGAGCCACAUGCGUUGAAGACAACUCAGCGGCAAUCUGCAUCUGUGCCGAAGGCAUCACAGGGGCUUCUUGCGAUCGAGUUGAUCCCUGUGAGUUGGAGGUCAACCAGUGCUUGAACGGCGGAAACUGUUUCUCCACUGACAAUGCCACAACAAAGUGUGCGUGCCUUGACGAUUUCACUGGUCCGCUGUGUGAGAUAGUGCCCCCCUGCCAUGACAGUGUCAACCCAUGUAUGAAUGGAGCCACUUGCGCAGUCAAAGAUUCUGCAGCAGUUUGCAUCUGUGCAGAGGGUUUUGUCGGAGAUGUUUGUGAAAGAGUUCACCCGUGUGCUGCCUCGGUAAGCCCUUGUAGGAAUUCUUCUGACUGUGUCUCCCCUGACGGCCUCUCUGCAGUAUGUAUCUGUGCCUUCGGCCUGACUGGGGAAUACUGUCAAACCAUGCUCCCAUGCCAUGACAGCAUCAACCCAUGUAUGAAUGGAGCCACCUGCUUGGAGGGGGGUUCAACUGCGUUCUGUAUCUGUGCAGAAGGCUUCGUUGGAGAUAACUGCGAAAGAGUUGACCCUUGUGCUGCAGAGCUUGAUCCAUGCAUGAACGGCGGGUCCUGCUACUCGCCUGACGGCAUCACAGCCAAGUGUGGAUGCGCCGAUGGGAUCACAGGAAUGUUUUGUGAGAUAGUUCCGCCUUGUCACGACAGCAUCAACCCCUGCGCAAACAAAUCACUCUGCCUGGAGACGAAUUCCACCGCCGUCUGUGUGUGCCCCAGGGGCACGAGCCGAGAUGACUGCAAAGAAGUUCAACCAUGCAAAGAAACCAAUUCUGCUGAUGUCACAGGCGUGUGUGUCUGUAGGAACAGUACCACUCUUCUGCAGUGUGAAAAAGUGCCAUCGUGUCAUGACAGCGUUAACCCAUGUCUCAACGGAGCAACUUGUGUGGAAGAGGAUUCAGCAGCUGUCUGCAUCUGUGCAGAAGGCUACAUCGGUGAUUACUGUGAGAGAGUUCACCCCUGUGCUGAUGCAGUGAACCCUUGUUUGAAUGGUGGAAAAUGCUUCUCCAAAGAUCUUAUUGAAGCCAAAUGCUCAUGUUUGGAAGGCAUUGCUGGGCAGUAUUGUGAAAUAGUACCUCCAUGCCAUGAGAGCGUCAACCCAUGCAUGAAUGGUGCGUUGUGCAUAGAAGAGAAUGCAACCGCAGUCUGCGUCUGUGCGGAGGGCUUUGUCGGCGACAAUUGUGAGAGAGUUCACCCGUGCUCCACCGGGGUCGACCCUUGUGUGAAUGGUGGCAUCUGCCUCUUGACUGACCGGGUCAAUGCCACAUGCACGUGCAUUGAUGGCUUCACAGGGGCACACUGUGAAACAGCUUCCCCAUGCCACGAGAGUGUAAACCCGUGUCUUAACGGUGCGUCGUGCAUCGUAGAUAAUUCAGCAGCAUUCUGUGUCUGUGCUGAGGGCUUUGCUGGAGCUAACUGCAGCAGAGCUCAUCCGUGCGCCGCCAGCGUUAAUCCUUGCAUGAAUAACGGUGAGUGCUUCUCCGCUGACGGCGAGACGGCCAUGUGCGUUUGCCCCGACGGCCUGUUAGGAAUUCACUGUGAAAGAGUUUCUCUGUGUCGAGACAGCGUCAACCCGUGCCUGAACGGAGCAACGUGCACAGAGGACAAUUCAUCAGUAGUCUGCAUCUGUGCGGAAGGCUUCAUCGGGGAUAACUGUCAGAGAGUUCAUCCCUGUUCUGAGGGAGUCAAUCCAUGCUUGAACAGUGGCACUUGCUUCACCAGCGACGGCAUGACAGCAAAGUGUGCAUGCUUAGAUGACUUCACUGGAGCGUACUGUGAUUUCAUGGCUCCUUGCAAUGAGUUUGUUAAUCCCUGCCUGAAUGGCGCCACCUGCGUAUCAGACAACACUGGAUGUGCUAGAUGCAUCUGCACCGAGGAUUAUGUUGGAGAUAACUGUGCAAGAGCUCACCCUUGUUCGGCAGGAGUUAAUCCCUGCUUGAACGGUGCCCGCUGUUUCUCUGUGAGCGAUGUCAUGGCAGUGUGUUCAUGUGUGAAUGGGUACGCCGGUGAACGGUGCGAAACAGUUCCCCCGUGUCAUGACACUGUCAAUCCGUGUAUCAACGGAGCAGUCUGUGUUGAGCACGAUUCGGCCGCAGUCUGCAUCUGUGCUGCAGGCUUUGUUGGAGAUCACUGUGAACGAGUUCAUCCAUGUGCUGAUGCAGUCAAUCCAUGCACAAACGACAGUAGUUGCUUCUCUCUUGACGGUAUCACGGCAGUAUGUGCCUGUGUCAACAGCUCAAGCAGACAAGAGUGCGAACAUUAUGGGGUGUGUCACGCCAGCCUCAGCCCAUGUCUGAACGGAGCCACAUGCAUGGAUGUUAACUCGUCGGCUGUUUGUCAGUGUGCUGAUGGUUUCCAAGGUGUAAACUGUGAGAACGUGACUGCAUGCCAUGACAGUGUCAACCCAUGCCUGAAUGGAGCAACGUGCAUGGAGAUGGGCUCCAUACCCGUCUGCCGAUGCACUGAGGGUUUCAUUGGCAUCAACUGCUCAAGAGUGAAUCCAUGUGCUGAAGGCAUCAAUCCCUGCUUGAAUGGUGCCAACUGCUUCCCCAACAUCCAAGCAGUAUGUACGUGUAUGAACGGGUUCUCCGGACAACAUUGCGAAAUAGCACCUGUUUGCCAUCCUAGCGUCGACCCCUGUCUGAACGGGGCGACUUGCAUUGAGGUGAAUGGAACGGCAACGUGUAUUUGCACCAUUGACUUCAGCGGCAUCGACUGUGGGAAUCCUGUGGACCCAUGUCAUGCAAGUGUCAACCCGUGCCUGAAUGGAGGGACGUGUACACAGGUCAACUCAAGAGCCGUUUGCCAAUGCCCUCCCCUCUUCCUGGGUCCAAAAUGUGAAAAUGCUAACUUGGCUCUGGUUUCUCCGUGUGACAAUGGCAUAUGCCUGAACGGAGCAACGUGCAUGGAGAUGGGGUCGUCAACACUCUGCGUGUGUAGCGAUGGGUUCAGCGGCAUUAACUGUGAGCAAGCUGACCCCCAGGAGCUGGUAUUGGAUGAACCACGGACAGGUGAAAGCAGGAAACGGAAUGUGCACACCAAUCCUGAAGAGUCACGUGAGCCCGCAUUGAAUACAGCUUCGAGCCAUGGCUGGCAAGCACUACCACUCUCAACUUUCCUUGUCAUUAUAAUAAUAAUGCUCAGUUAAGUAUAGUGUAAUUCGACCACCAGAAUAGACCGAUUGCGCCAGCUAAGUCGUGUGACCUAUAGUGGGUAUAAGAUAUCAACAAACACGGCUCCAUCUAAAGCAAAGUGUGUAAUAAGUAACAUUUACCAAAAAUAAAGCUGACGGUAAGCACCGUACCUGGAUUACUCAUGUGCUGGGUGCUAUUCCGUAACUUUGCUGUAUUGUUUUUUAACAACACUCAAACCACUCAAUACCCACUAUAGGUCACGUGAUUUAGCGGACACGAUCGGUCUAUUAGAAGCCAUUACUGCGGUGGCACAACGCUCAU
Molecule: messenger RNA, 4653 nt
Organism: Acanthaster planci (crown-of-thorns starfish)
Lineage: Eukaryota; Metazoa; Echinodermata; Asteroidea; Valvatida; Acanthasteridae
Biological process (GO): heterophilic cell-cell adhesion; establishment or maintenance of epithelial cell apical/basal polarity
Cellular component (GO): plasma membrane; protein-containing complex
Molecular function (GO): calcium ion binding
Source: RefSeq, a predicted model, not a curated record